GGGGGGGGGGGCAGGUGCCCCGUAUGCCUCCUCUGCUCAUGCUAUUACCCAAGGCCACAUAAGAAAGCCAAAAUGCUGCCCUUAUUUAGCACCACAUUAGGUGGAUGUUUGAUGGCAUUCGCUCAAGUUCGCCCUCCGCCAGUUGCAAUUAACGCCAAAAUGCAGCAUUUCUGGGCUGUUUGUGGGAUGAGGAAUCCAUGUGCAGUACAGCUUCUCAGCCUUGUCUGGUUGAUCGGUAACGAGAAAGGACAGUAGGAACAAACCUCGGGGUCACUAGACUAGUCAAGAAGCUGUAAGAUAAUUAAAAGCCUCGCAAAAAAGCCAAUUAACGUCUGCUCUGCAUUCAAGCGCCGUCCGGAGCGGUCCCGCACGGCUGUGCCGAUGAUAUAUGUUUUUUCUUCCACCUCAACGCCGACGUUACAAGCCAGUGCCCAUGAAUGUGUGUCUGCUGAAACGGGCACCCACUAGUAUUUGCCUCACGGGAAUACAGUAUGAAUAUACCCUGCCCGGUGCAAAGCGGGAACAAAAAAGGUUCUGCUUUUUCUAUUUUCCUCGUUUUAUUUAUUCGCCGGUCAUGAUUUGGAGGCCAAACCGGGGAAUAUGGUAGCUACGGUUAGCGGCAAACACGAAUUAAAUAGACAGACACCAGAGACCGUUGACAUUUAGUGAUAGUUCUGUUGUUCUGGUUGUGGGACCUAACUUGUGCGGGUCUUACCAAUAUUUGGGUAACGAUGAGCAUAGAAACCAUUGACGGACAGGAGGUGAUCGUGGUAGUAACAUCUCCGUCGCCGACUUUUGGUAUUGAUGACGGUGUGGCCACAGAAGAGUCUACUGAGCCUGCCACUAAGAAGCGCGCAAGGGGCAAGGCACAGGUAUGGGAUGAACUGUGUACAGUUCCUUCAAAUGAAGCUCUCACCCAGUGGUUUAAGGAAAGUGGUGAGUAAUAACGACCCCCGAUAGGUGCGGUUUGUUUGUUUAUGAUGUUUGUUAUUUCACGAUGCGGGCUGCAAUGCUCGCAGAACAGUCAAGAACUUGUAAAAGGUAUAAUUAGUUGUGAUGGCUAUUGACUGGUGGGGCAAGUUGCUGACUUGAGUUUGAUUAAGAUAGCUCAGCUCAUGUCAGGCUGGUUUGGAUCUGAUCUGAUUUGAUUAAGUCAGAUGGGAUCAUGUUAAGUCAUGUCAGCUCUGACCAGGAUUGGGUGUUAAUAGUCACACUCAGCUGCUGAGGCUUUAUGGCAUUGGCUGCCUCUCACCCUGGCAAGUACUGCAUGGCACACAUAGUGGGGAGUCAAACCUGUACCUCUGCCCCUAUAUACCUGUAGGUCAUGCAUCCAGAAUGCUUUCCCUGGAUGAUGAUAUGGGAUGGUAUAACAAUAUUUGCAUAUAACACCAUAAGCAUGAUGCAUAAUAUUGCUCUAUUUGCAAAAUUGUAUCAAAGUAUUAAUUUUCAAACCCUAAUGAAUUUGAACUUGAAAGGCCAAAUUCCCAAGUGCACAUGCUUUAAAACAUAUUUGAUGACUGCAUUUGGCACUUUACAUGCUUGGUCAUCAUGUUAGGGCCUGCAACCUGCUAGGAGUGAGGCAUCACCUUGCUUGUACAUGUUACUGCUGAGCAUUGGGAAGAAUGUAGAUGUUUCUUAUAAUUCUUGUAACACAUUUUUUUUCUAACUAUAGACCCCUUGGAGAUACCAACCUUGACAGCUUUCUUUUGUCAUCACAGAGACAGCAAGUGGCUACAAAUGGUGCAGGAGACGAACCUCAUACACAUCUCGGGGUGCCAAAGAGUACUUUCAGUGCACUGGUGCUGGAUGCCUGGUGCAACUGGAAGCCCUGUAUGAGAGCUCCAGUGAGAACAUUAUCAUCUCCACCAAUGGCAAAGAGCACCAGCAUGAGGAGCGAUCCCAUUCUGGCUGGGGUCUUUCAGAGGAAACCAAAAGCGAGGCGACCCGGCUGUUCCGGGCUGGCAUCACCAAGGCGCCGGUGAUGGACUCCGAACUGCGCCAGCUGGGCUUCACGGGCUUCACGGCCCGCCAGCUGACCAGCUUCCUGGCGCGCCUGCGCCGACAGACGCGCGACGAGUCCGUCCUCGAGGAGUACUCGGAGCUGAGCGUCUGGUCCAGCGGCGGACGGAACUCCCCGGACGGCGCUGCGUCCCCGCCCCCCAAGAGACCCGCCAUCAGGAUAGUGGCCAAGAGUCCCCCGGAGCCCGCUGAGCCGCCGACAAUGGACGAGGCUGCUAUCGCCCAGCUGGUGGCCAGCAGCCUGGAGGCGCGCGAGCAGGCGUACUGCGCCUACAGCCAGUUCGCCGUGGGCGCGGCGCUGCUCUGCGCCGACGGCCAUGUCGUCACCGGCUGCAACGUCGAGAACGCCUCGUACGGCCUGACCAACUGCGCCGAGCGCACGGCCGUGUUCCGCGCCGUGGCCGAGGGCCGCCGCCGGUUCUCGGCCGUCGCCAUCGCUGCCGAGAUGGGCGACGUGUUCGUCGGCCCGUGCGGCGCCUGCAGACAGGUGCUGGCCGAAUUCAAUCCGGAGAUGCCGGUGAUACUGGCGAAACCGGACGGCCAGACCAAGAGGACCAGUAUGAAAGAACUGCUGCCGAUGCCGUUCCUCCCGAAGGACGUUCCUUUCAAGAAGUGACGCUCGCGCGCGAUGUGAGGAAACAUGGCCCCCGAUGGUCUUCAGGCGGCGUGCCUGUGGUGCGCCGCUGUUUCCGCGUCCGCUCUGCCUGUGAUGUGGCGCAGCGUGGGAGGGGCCUCAUCCUGGUGACAGCGAGCGCAGGGGGAACCCCGCGCCGGAAUCUCGGCGGUCUCCGCGUCACGCAUCUGUAAAUACAACUGCCGCUAACGGCGCCACAGUC
Pollicipes pollicipes is the source of this 2855-nucleotide messenger RNA. Its product is annotated as cytidine deaminase. Lineage: Eukaryota; Metazoa; Arthropoda; Thecostraca; Pollicipedomorpha; Pollicipedidae. The transcript has 5 exons. Bases 1982 to 2635 code for a protein of 217 amino acids. The record is from RefSeq and is a predicted model, not a curated record. Gene Ontology annotation, molecular function: zinc ion binding; cytidine deaminase activity. Gene Ontology annotation, cellular component: cytosol.